Molecule: messenger RNA, 2767 nt
Organism: Hibiscus syriacus
Lineage: Eukaryota; Viridiplantae; Streptophyta; Magnoliopsida; Malvales; Malvaceae
Product: dynamin-related protein 3B-like
Exons: 23
Coding region: 188-2689 (833 amino acids)
Cellular component (GO): cytoplasm; microtubule; membrane
Molecular function (GO): GTP binding; microtubule binding; GTPase activity
Source: RefSeq, a predicted model, not a curated record
CUUUGACGGUUCCACUCAAUCACUCCUGCAUUUUUAAGUUACUACUAUACUAAAAAUUUUUGGUUCUUCUAUCGUACUCUCAACCUCACUAUUCAGAAUCCGCUUUUCCAAAAGCUUUUUAUUUUUUCCCCUCUUUCUGAUUCUUUUCAGCGAAUCGUUUUCCUUUUCCUUUUUGGUUCUGAUUUGAAUGGACAAAGGAGAGAAUGCAAACAACAAUAUGUCGACUGCUCCGAAAACUUCAGCAACCGUUGGUUCGUCGCUGAUUCCGGUGAUCAACAAACUCCAUGACAUACUUUCUUCCUCUGGUUACGAGUUGUCCAAUAUAUCGGUACCUCAAGUGGCGGUGGUUGGCAGUCAGAGCAGCGGUAAAUCUAGCGUGCUUGAGUCUCUUGUUGGCCGCGAUUUUCUGCCUCGAGGCUGCGGUAUUUGUACUCGAAGACCGAUUGUUUUAAUGCUUGAAAACCGUCCUCCGUGUUCAGAUGACGAUGGAGCCGAGUGGGGUGAGUUUCUCCACUUACCCGGCCGUCGCUUUUAUGAUUUCUCUCAAAUCCGUCAAGAAAUUCAGGCUGAGACUGAAAGAGAAGCAGGUCGUAACAAAGGGGUUUCAGGAAAACAGAUUCGAUUGAAGAUUUCCUCUCCCAAUGUCCUUGACAUGACCCUUAUCGACUUACCUGGCAUUACCAAGGUUCCUGUAGGGGAUCAACCUAGUGAUAUCGAAAUAAGAAUUAGGAGAAUGAUUACGGAACAUAUCAACAAUGAAAAUUGUAUCAUAUUGGCCGUCAGUCCCGCAAAUUCUGAUUUAGCUACAUCUGAUGCCCUACAGAUAGCUAAAUUAGCUGAUCCAAGUGGUUCUCGGACGGUCGGUGUAAUCACCAAGCUUGAUAUUAUGGACAGGGGCACUAAUGCCUGUAACUUUUUGCUUGGAAGGGUGGUUCCACUCAAACUUGGUUAUGUUGGUGUUGUGAAUCGCUGCCAGGAGGAUAUCAAGAAAAACCGUAGCAUUCAAGAAGCACUAGCUUAUGAAGAACAGUUCUUCCGUGAUUAUCCUGUAUAUAAUGAUGUUUCCAAUCAUUGUGGCAUUCCUCAAUUGGCAAAGAAGCUGAAUCAGAUCCUAGAGCAGCAUAUCAGAAAGGAUCUCCCACGUUUGAAGGCUGUGCUAAACUCUCGUAUGCAUGCAGCUAUGAAAGAGCUGCAGACUUAUGGAGAUUUUGUGGAGUCAAAGGCAGAACAAGGAGCAACCUUAUUGCACAUUCUUAGAAGAUACUGUGAUGAUUUUUCUGCUAUGGUUGAUGGAAAAAGUCAGGAGAUGUCAACUAAAGAAUUGUUUGGAGGAGCCAGGAUUCAGUACCUUUUUCAGUCAGAGUUUGUGAAGCUCUUAGAGGAAAUGGACCCUUGUGAAAGGCUGACUGACAAGGAUAUUGCAUAUGCUAUUAGAAAUUCAUCUGGUCUAAGAAAUGUUCUACUUGUCCCAGAGGUUCCAUUCGAAGUUUUGGUUAGAAGACAAAUUGCUCGGUUGUCAGACCCUUGUCAUCAGUGUCUAUUGAUUGUCUAUGAUGAACUAAUAAAGAUUAGCCAGGCUUGCGAAUCAACUGAAUUGCAGAGGUUCCCAUCAUUAAGAAGGCACAUAACUGAAGUUGUAAGGAAUUUAUUAGAUGCUGCUGUUAAGCCUGCUGAGACAAUGAUAAGAAACCUCAUUGAGAUGGAGAUGGAUUAUAUAAAUUCUUCGCAUCCAAAUUUUAUUGGUGGCAGUAAAGCUGUUGAGCUUGCUGAGCAGCAAAUGAGAUCAUCAAAGGAGAGACAGGAUAUUGAGAAGGUACCUACAUCUGAGAAGGGCCUGAUAUCCCGAACUGCUGCUGCUGCUCAAUCAGUUGUGAAUGGUGUUUCUGACCAGGGGAAUCGUCCUCGGUCAAGUAGUGAGCGACCUGUAUUAGCUGGUGGCAGUUCAUCCACGAGCAAGUGGGGUAUUUCUUCAAUGUUUGGGAGCAAGGCAUCAUCUAGAGGACCAGCAGCUACAGAAUCCCAUGAAGAAACUCUUCAUCAAGAAGAGAAUAUGGCAUCAACGGUCCAACUGAGAGAGCUUCCCGCAACCUUAAGACCACUUGAAAUGUCGGACAAUGGAGCUAAAGAAGUAAUUGUCACCAAAUUACUUGUGAAGUCCUACUUUGAUAUAGUCCGGAAGAACAUUGAAGACUUGGUGCCAAAGGCUAUAAUGCAUUUUCUGGUCAAUCAUGCAAAAACAAACCUUCAUGACACUUUUAUAGAAAAACUAUACCGAGAGAGCCUUUUUGAAGAGCUGUUGCAGGAGCCAGAUGAGGUUGAUGCUAGAAGAAAGCAAGCGAAAGAACGUUUGCAUGUUUUGAGGCAAGCGGUUAAGACGCUAAAUGAGGUUGAAUUUGAUGUGGAGUUCCAACAUCGGACUACAAACUUCGGUGCUGAAAAUAGUCCUGGAUUAUCAAAAUUUCCAGAUCUCACCAACGGAGAUAUCGGACCAGAAACGGAAUUACCACCCCCCUCGCCGUUACCCGCAUAUUGCGAACCUCACCGUGUGGCUGGUGUUGACUGCUCUGAUUCGAAUCGAUCCACUCUUCGGUCCGAUCGUGAGAAACGUUAUCCCGUUGUUAGUUAUUUGUCGAGACACCCGGACUUAGGAGAAUCGGUACUUGAAGAAUCACAAUCAACAUUCAGAUAAAACUAUAUUCCAGUAUGAGUUAAAUUUGACUUCUCUUUAUCGGACUUUACUUGUAAUAUUUUGGGACUAUUUUUGGUA